This is a messenger RNA of Suncus etruscus (white-toothed pygmy shrew), 3296 nucleotides long. RefSeq names its product long-chain-fatty-acid--CoA ligase 4-like. The record is from RefSeq and is a predicted model, not a curated record. Gene Ontology annotation, cellular component: endoplasmic reticulum; lipid droplet; plasma membrane. Gene Ontology annotation, molecular function: arachidonate-CoA ligase activity. Lineage: Eukaryota; Metazoa; Chordata; Mammalia; Eulipotyphla; Soricidae. Gene Ontology annotation, biological process: neuron differentiation; long-chain fatty acid metabolic process; long-chain fatty-acyl-CoA metabolic process.
GGGAUUGAAAUCAGAAGAUAUACUUGUUCUUCUUAAGAGAAAAGGAAGAAGUUUGUGUACUUUGUUGUCAGCUUCCAAAGAUUACUAACUUUUUUCUGUAUCAUUAAAAUCCAACUGCCUUGGCUAUACUGCUACUACUCUUACUGCUGUUUCCAUAAUUGCCUUUUUCAGCAAAAUAAAUCUAUUUGAAGCCAAAGAAUAACAAGAAAUAAACAUCAUUUCAGAAGCCUUGCCAUUAUGAAACUUAUGCUAAAUGUACUCAACAUUAUUUUGCUGCCUGUCUACUUGUUAAUAACAGUAUACAGUGCCCUUAUAUUUAUUCCAUGGUAUUUUCUUACCAACGCCAAGAAGAAAAACGCCAUGGCAAAGAGAAUAAAAGCUAAGCCCACUUCAGACAAACCUGGAAGUCCAUAUCGCUCUGUCACACACUUCUACUCGCUAGCUGUCAUAGACAUCCCUGGUGCUGACACUCUGGAUAAAUUAUUCGAUCCUGUUUCCAAGUUUGGGAAGAAGGACAGCCUUGGAACGAGGGAGGUCCUAAAUAAAGAAAAUGAAAUGCAGCCAAAUGGAAAGGUUUUUAAGAAGCUAAUUCUUGGAAACUAUAAAUGGAUGAACUAUCUUGAAGUGAACAACAGAGUAAAUAAUUUUGGCAGUGGACUCACUGCCUUAGGACUGAGACCAAAGAGCACCAUUGCCAUUUUCUGUGAGACCAGGGCUGAAUGGAUGAUUGCAGCACAGACCUGCUUUAAAUACAACUUUCCUCUUGUGACUUUAUAUGCCACACUUGGAAAAGAUGCUGUAGUUCAUGGGUUAAAUGAAUCUGAGGCUACAUAUCUGAUUAUGAGUGUUGAACUUCUAGAGAGUAAACUUAAGAUGGCAUUGUCAGAUAUAAAAUCUGUUAAACACAUCAUUUACGUGGACAAUAAAAUUAUCAAUAAAGCAGAGUACCCUGAAGGAUUUCAUAUUCACAGUAUGCAGUCAGUGGAAGAGUUGGGAUCCAAGCCAGAGAACUUGGCCGUUGCUCCAAACAGACCAGUUCCUUCAGAUAUGGCUAUUGUUAUGUACACCAGUGGUUCUACUGGUCGACCAAAGGGAGUGAUGAUGCACCAUAGCAAUUUAACAGCUAAAAUGACAGGUCAAUGUGAGAGAAUUCCUGGACUGGGACCGAAGGACACAUAUAUUGGCUACUUGCCUUUGGCUCAUGUUCUCGAGUUGACAGAGGAGAUCUCGUGCUUUACCUAUGGCUGUAGGAUUGGUCAUUCCUCUCCACUUACAUUUUCUGACCAGUUGAGCAAAAUUAAAAAAGGAAGCAAAGGCGACUGUACUGUACUGAAGCCUACACUUAUGGCUGUUGUUCCUGAAAUAAUGGAUCGGAUUUAUAAGAAUGUUAUGAGCAAAGUCCAAGAAAUGAAUUAUAUUCAGAAGACUAUGUUCAAGAUAGAGUAUGAUUACAAAUUGGAACAAAUUAAAAAAGGUUAUGAUGCACCACUCUGCAAUCUGGUACUAUUUAAAAAGGUGAAGGCCCUGCUGGGUGGCAAUGUGCGAAUGAUGCUCUCUGGUGGAGCAUCGCUGUCUCCUCAGACUCACCGCUUCAUGAAUGUCUGUUUCUGUUGUCCAAUCGGUCAGGGUUAUGGAUUGACAGAGUCGUGUGGUGCUGGAAUGGUUAAUGAAGUUACUGACUAUACUACUGGCCGUGUUGGAGCUCCUCUUAUUUGCUGCGAAAUUAAACUAAAAUAUUGGCAGGAAGGUGGCUAUACAAUUCAUGACAAGCCAAACCCCAGAGGUGAAAUUGUAAUUGGUGGACAGAAUAUCUCCAUGGGCUAUUUUAAAAAUGAAGAGAAAACAGCAGAGGAUUACUCUGUGGAUGAAAAUGGACAAAGAUGGUUUUGCACUGGUGAUAUUGGAGAAUUCCAUCCCGAUGGCUGUUUACAGAUUAUAGAUAGGAAGAAAGACCUGGUGAAGUUGCAAGCUGGAGAAUACGUAUCUCUUGGGAAAGUAGACGCUGCACUUAAGAACUGUCUACUUAUUGAUAACAUCUGUGUUUUUGCCAAAAGUGACCAGUCCUACGUUAUCAGUUUCGUGGUUCCUAAUCAGAAAAGGUUGACUCUUUUGGCACAAGAGAAAGGAAUAGAAGAAACUUGGGUGGAUAUCUGCAAUAACCCUGCCAUGGAGGCUGAAAUACUGAAAGAAAUUAGAGAAACUGCAAAUGCCAUGAUGUUGGAGUGAUUUGAAAUUCCAAUCAAGGUCUGCCUGAGCCCUGAGCCUUGAACUCCUGAAACUGGUUUGGUCACUGAUGCUUUCAAACUGAAAAGAAAGGAAUUGAAGAAUAAUUACCUCAAAGACAUUGAGUGCAUGUAUGGGGGCAAAUAAAAUGUUUCUGUAUGACAUGCAAUUGGGAAGGAGGAGGCCCCAGUGGCUUUUCCGUUUUAGACUUUUAAGCUUUUGUUGAGCUACCUGUUAAAAUGUAAGGUAAAUCAUUUUAAAGAUACAGUGUUUUUUUUUUAACAAGAACACAGUGACAAUAACAUUAACAACAAAAGGAGACUAGUCGUUGAAUCUCUUUCACUUAUUUUUGUGUAGGUAUAGUCUAGCUGAAAGUAAAAAGCUCUUGUCCUUUAGCUGUUAUUCACUUUAGGGCAAAAUUUGUUUUAUAAGUUAGCCUAAGCAAUAUGUGUUUCUUAAACAUGUUCCAUUUUGACCGCAAUAAACUUGAGUUGGAGUAUAUUAUAGUUUGAAGAUAUUUACUGCACCCAGUGUCUUCUGUCUUCCUAGUUCAAAAGAAGAUCAAAUAUUAUGCAUGACAAAAACAUGCAUUAACACCACUCAAAACAUAAAAUUUGCAUUUUAUGAAUCUAUUCCAACCCAUUAUUUUAAAAACAAAAUUCAAUCUGAUACAAUAUACAAAGUCAUAUAAUAUCUUGAAAAACAUCUUAGGGUUCAAAAUAGUCACAUAUAUUAGAAUUAGAAUCAUUGUGCUAUCGUGAAGAAUUAUGGUGCCUGGACUAUGAACAAAAUCACAUAAGCCCAUUCAAAUGAUAUAGUCAUAAAUUUCAAGGGAAAUUGGGGUGCUGUUUUAAAACUUUGAUGUCUGAAGUCAAUAACCACAUAUAAUUAGUUGAGUGACUUGAAAGAGCAAAUACAUUUCUUCAAACUGCUGAAAAUUUCCCUUCUCGGUUCAAAACAAGAAUGCCACUAAGAAUAACAUUAAAGAAAGUCAUUUCAAUCUUGAGAGAGAGCAUUUUUUUUUCUUAAAUAAAGGUUAUCAAAUCUUAAACAUGUAGAAUCAUGAUCAUUCU